CUGAUUGCGCGCAGUCCGCCAUGGUAGCGCGAACAGAGCGCAUGCGCGCGCGCGACCCCGCCAGCACCACGCGACGCCGCACGCGCACGUAAGCUUCCGACAGUUCAUGAAUGAGACUAUUUUAUCAAUUAUCGUAAUGGCAUAAUUAGUACGAUGGUGAACAGGCGGAAGUUGCUGCGUGUUGUGAAGUAUUUGGUGGCGGGAGUGACGGUGUCCUGCGUGAGCUGGUUGGCGUGCGUGAACGAGUGGCACUCGGGGCUGCGCUGGUCCAGCGGCCGGGGGGAGCUGGCGCGGGCCAUGUCCACCAUGAGGACUAUCGUGGCGUACUCCGAAGGCAAGCAGGCGGAGAUGGACCGACCCACGCCUCUUACCUGUGACAGCUUGCCUGUAUUCCCCAAACUAUCUCACAUAGACCGUAGCUGGCCUGGUGGAGGGCGUGCUGCGCAAGAGUGGCAGCGCGUCGCCGGCACGCACGUCUCACUCUACGCCGCGUACUACGAUGAACGGGCCGCACAACGCUACGUCAGGAUUCUUGCUACCUUCCAUGGUCGUAACUAUUCAACUGAAGACACACUUUUCUGCCAGACGCGUUCACGAAACGGAAAUUUAAUAGAAGACACUGUCGAGGUUGUUGCAGCGAAGCCUUUAGAAAUCUGGUGGCACAAAUGGGACAUAACGUUGUCAGAAGUUGAUACGCCAUUACUACUGUCAUGUCCUCUGACGGAACCUCUUUAUGGCCCCUCCGUUGUGUCAGUCGUAACUGAACCUUGCGAUGACCCUACUAAUGCCUUCGAAUUGAACCCCACUGCGGAAAAAAAUAACAAAACAAGAAUGUUCACCAUUUGUGUCAAAGACUUGAACUUCGAAAAAGACAUAUCGCAAAGCUUAGUUGAAUGGAUAGAAACCAAUAAAAUACUUGGCGUAGAAUUGAUAGAUAUAUAUGUAGAUGAAGUCGCAGAGAAGACAAAGAAAGUUCUACUGCACUAUCAAGAUAAGGGUCUCGUUAGACUGUUCCAUGUUCCUAUUAAGCAUAAGUCAGGAAGGUCUCUUUGGCAGCGCAGGAGAGAUCACAUUUUAACUUAUAAUGAUUGUUUAUAUAGAAAUAUUAAGGAAUCUGAAUAUAUAGUGCCACUUGACAUAGAUGAGAUAAUUUUGCCAAAAAUUGCGGACACUUGGCCUGAGCUACAUAACCGUCUAAAUGGUUACGGAUGGAAUUCUUCAGGACGCUCCUCUAUUAUGAUACAAAAUGUAUUUUUCUUUGACUUUAUGCAAGACAUUAGAAAAUACAGCAUGAACAGCAGAGGAGUAAAAAGCAAAAUUUACAUCAAACGAGACGAUGUUCGGAUUACAAAACCUAUUAAUUUAGAAAUAGAUGAAAUAGAAUUAGUAUUAGAUUCAAAUAAUAUAAGCAAUGAAGUCAUAGACGAUAGUGAAGAUGAAGUGCUAUAUAAAAAGUACAAAUCUAGAUGUGGUACUGAACUGCCUACGCCUAAACUAGCUGAACAUAUUGUGAGUUCAGCGAUGAUCAGUCCUAUAGGAUUCUACAGCAAGAGUUGGAUGUUGACUAAAAAGGUGUUAACGGCAUUCAACCAUUACCCUUUGAAAAGCCUCGGGGCGUCAGGGUCCGUUGGCUGGUCAGCGCCCUUUAAAGAAGUGCAGCUCAAUCAUUACAAGGAGUCGUGCAACACGACGGUGGUGGGCGAGUGUGCUCGGUACGGGCGGCGCGCGCGCAUCGACCGCGCCGCGCUGCGCCUUCGACGCCGACUCACGCGCGCCCUCGCUGACGCCAUCUGCACCGGAAUAAAUAUUAUCUGAGAA
Molecule: messenger RNA, 1818 nt
Organism: Helicoverpa zea (corn earworm)
Lineage: Eukaryota; Metazoa; Arthropoda; Insecta; Lepidoptera; Noctuidae
Exons: 4
Coding region: 154-1815 (553 amino acids)
Source: RefSeq, a predicted model, not a curated record